Nicotiana tabacum (common tobacco) is the source of this 768-nucleotide messenger RNA. NCBI's taxonomy places the organism in Eukaryota, Viridiplantae, Streptophyta, Magnoliopsida, Solanales, Solanaceae. The record is from RefSeq and is a predicted model, not a curated record.
AUGGAGUUGCCUUGGAUUAUUGGUGGAGAUUUGAAUGUUGUGCUACAUGAAGAUCAGAAGAUCGGGGGACUGCCAGUUCACCCUCCUGAAUAUGAAGACUUUUCUUUUGGUGUGAAAUCUUUUGGGCUGUUUGAUUUAGGCUACAAAGGUAGUCCAUUCACCUGGACUGGAUCAGAUCAUGCUCCUCUAUUAAUGAGUUGUGGUGAACAAUCUACUUACUUCAUCAAGCCUUUUAAGUUCCUGAACUUUUGGACCAAGCAUGAAACAUUUAAGGAGCAAAAUCUAAAGAGGGUGAAGAUUGCUCUAUCCGAAAGGAGCAAGGAGACAUAUGGAGACAUAUUCAAACAACAUGCUAUUACGGAAUACAUUGUGAAGGUGAAGGAGAUCCUUUUUGAAGAAGAACCUACAGCUGAGAAUAGAAUAGUGCUUCAAAAAGCACAAGCUGAAUUGAAGAGCUACUUAAGCAUUGAAGAGCCAUACUGGAAGCAGAAGGCUGGGAUGAUAUGGUUUACUGAAGGAGAUAGGAAUACCAGAUUCUUCCACAAUCAUGUUAAGGGCAAGAGACAAAAGCUGCAAUUGAAAAGAAUACAAAAAGGGGAUGGAGUCUGGGUUGAAAGCCAAGAUGAUAUGGCCGUUGCUGUUGUGGAAUUCUACCAGAGGCAAUUCACUAAAGAAGCUGAUCCCACUGACUUCACUCUACUAGAAAAUAAGCCUGCUAUGGUGACAAUGGAGCAGAAUCUUGAAUUAUGUAGGUAUCCCUACUCUUGA